CCAACACACAAUUCCGGUUACGGUAAUUAGUGUGUCGGAAUUCCGCCGGGGCCGGGCCCUUGCAGCUGUAAUGCGGCCCAGCUAAAACAAUCGGAUCUGGAUAAUGGUAGCUGUGCUCAUAUAAGGCUAACCUCGCGUGUUUCGCUGUGUUUUAUUGCAACUUCCUCACCGCCGAACAACCAUUUAAUGAAUAUUAAGAACCAGUUCUUUUAAUGAAGUACACACCCGUGUCUUCAACACCACUACCUCGGCUGCCAUAGCACACACGUCACACAUCCAUGAUAGCCGCAGCAACCAUGGCGCCAGCCCACCUCCUCGACUUGCCGCGGGAGCUCCUCGACCAGAUCUUCUCAGAGCUAUGCAUGCACUGCCUGGGGAUGUCGAGCGUCGGACGGAGGACAUGUCCCAAGUUCCAACAGGCGAUGGCGCCGCGGCGGCGGGCGCUGAGCGCGCUCAGCCGGACGUGCCGCGCGCUGCACCACCUCGCCACGCCCUUCCUCUUCCACCGGCUGUGGGCGCCGCACGACCGCGACGCCUUCCGCUUCCUGUGCGCCCUGCUCCGCCGCCCCGAGCAUGGUAGCCACGUGCGCGUCCUCGAUAUCUGCCGCGGCGGCGCUGACAGCAGCAUCACUAGACUGGAUUCCCUUGCCUCGGACAUGGCCGGCACUGACACCCACACGGACGCUGUGCUAUUCCAGCGGGCUUUAGCACGGCACGGCAUAGUUCCAGCCGCCAGGAAGAAGCAGCUCUCGCCGGCGCGCCGCACAACGACGCCGCUCGGGUUCGCGUUCAACGAGUUCGCGCCCGAGAACUACUGCCCGCUGCUGGAGACGCUGUUCUUACUGGCACUGGCGCUAUGUCCGCUCGCGGCCGAGGCGCACCUGAUGCUGUUCUGGAACCUGAUGCGCUUCGAGUUUCUGAACAGCCACAACAACAAGACGCUUGGCGGCGGUGUUGUUGGCUUCCCGAGCCUGCGCCGCCUGGUCGUCACGUACCACUCGCCGACCUAUGGGUGGUUCCUCAGCGACAUUGCGCCGCUGGUGGCGGCCGCACCGAACCUCGAGGCGCUCGUGUGCGAGCAGUGCAUGGGAGUGGCGCGCGACGACGACGACGACAAGGACGACGGCAGGGACGACAAGGACGAGGGCGCGGGCGAGGGCGGGGAGACAGGUGUAAGCGGCGGCAGCGCGGGGGCGCUGCUGCAGUGGCCCCGGCUGCGAGAAAUGCAAUUCAAGAACGCGCGGCUGUCGCGCGGCGACCUGGCGGCGGUCCUUGCGGCGCUGCGGCCGACGCGGUUGGCCAGCUUCGCUGUGGUGAGCGAGCGGCGUGCUGCCAAGGGCCAGGACGGGUUGUUUGAGAACGUGGGCAGCAUGGCGGCGGCCAAGGCGCGCGGCGCCGCGUAUCCGCACCUGAAGGCCGUGGCUGUGUCGCGGGGGAGCUUGGAUGAUGGUCAAGCAGACCUGCUGAGGGACAUGUUUGCGGACUGCGGUGUCCGGUUUGAAGCGCCGGAGUAGACUGGGAGGGUGAUGAUUCUUGGUUGGGUGGUCUUGGAGUUUUUGGUCAGUACUUGCAGAGAGAUCGUGGCCAUGGCGAACUUGGAAGGAAGAAGAAAGAACCUGAGGAUGUUGGGCGCCGCCGAAUAUCAAAGAUUGAUUAACUGGCUUUCGUCGAGAGCCUAAUAUUUUCUGAAAACUCAAUGGCUUAAAAUCGUCGUCUUGGC
Lasiosphaeria miniovina is the source of this 1720-nucleotide messenger RNA. RefSeq lists its product as uncharacterized. NCBI's taxonomy places the organism in Eukaryota, Fungi, Ascomycota, Sordariomycetes, Sordariales, Lasiosphaeriaceae. The record is from RefSeq and is a predicted model, not a curated record. Bases 279 to 1514 code for a protein of 411 amino acids. The transcript has a single exon.